Molecule: messenger RNA, 680 nt
Organism: Racocetra persica
Lineage: Eukaryota; Fungi; Glomeromycota; Glomeromycetes; Diversisporales; Gigasporaceae
Source: the annotation of a GenBank genome assembly
AACAACCAUUAAACUUUUCUUGCUGUGACUCUAGUGGUGCCAAAAAAUCUUUUGUUUGUAGUGACCCUUGUGGUGCUGCUAAGGAAUUUGUUUGUGAUAACCUUCAUGGUAUUGAAUUUCACAUUGCCAAGAAGUUUUUUGUUCAUAGUAACCUUUGUGGUACUGAGGAAUCUUUCGUUAGAGAUGACUUUCAUGGUGCUGAGGAAUCUUCUUUUUGUAAUGACCAUUGUAGUUCAAACUAUUCUAUCAUCUACAACUAUUCUAUUGUAAAUAAUCAUUCUAUUAUUCAUGAUUAUUCUAUCAUUUACAACUAUUCUAUUAUCUAUGAUCAUUCUAUCACCUACAAUUAUUCUAUUGUUUACAAUCAUUCUGUUGCUCAUAAACUUUCUGUUUAUGAUCAUUCUGUUGUCUAUCAUUCUGUUGUUCAUGAUCAUUCUGUUGUCUAUCAUUCUGUUGUUCAUUAUCCUGCUGCCUAUGAUUAUUCUGUUGCCUAUGAUUAUUUCAUUGUUUAUGAUUAUUUUGUUAUUUACGACAAUACUGUUGUCUAUGAUCUUGCAGAAGAACAAUCUCUUAAUGAGUUUUUUCAAGAGAUUAAAAACAACACUGGAUAUGAAAAUGAAACCAAAGCUAAAAAUGGACUGUUAUAUCCAAUUAUAGUUGGAAUAGAUUUUAAAAGCUGA